Oncorhynchus kisutch (coho salmon) is the source of this 5253-nucleotide messenger RNA. RefSeq names its product ceramide synthase. Gene Ontology annotation, biological process: lipid homeostasis; ceramide biosynthetic process. Bases 1135 to 2052 code for a protein of 305 amino acids. The record is from RefSeq and is a predicted model, not a curated record. The transcript is spliced from 7 exons. Gene Ontology annotation, molecular function: sphingosine N-acyltransferase activity. NCBI's taxonomy places the organism in Eukaryota, Metazoa, Chordata, Actinopteri, Salmoniformes, Salmonidae. Gene Ontology annotation, cellular component: endoplasmic reticulum; membrane.
GCAAGGGAGAUGAGAUAGAGAGAGGGGUGGUAGCGAACUGGCUAUGUAACCGGUUUAAUGGCAACACUUUAGCCACAGCGUGACUGUAUCAUGCAUACGCUAGGAUUUUUUCUUCUUCUUCCCCCUAGACUGUUUACUGAAAUUAGUUGUACGACAGGUCCUAAAAUAAUCUGCAGAGAAGACUUCACAGUGAAUGUAUCGAAUAUUAUCGGCCAGGCAAUAGGGUCGGUCGAUAUGGCAUAACGGUUCAGAUAUCAGUAGGGUUGUACAGCGGCCAAAGGCGAGAAGAGCAGUGCCCUCGCAGUAUAAAUCAAAACACUCGAGCGAACCAUCGACUUCAAAAGCAUUUCGCCUCUCGGAAAUAAAAUUGCUGAAGCAGCGAUCCGACAGCAGCACGUCGGGCGGGAGUCCUAUUCUGAUUCGGACCAAGACAGAGACCACACGCCAGAAGCGGGGAGGACACACACAUCUAUUUGUCUUGCUUGACGCACGUUCUCAUUUCUCGCAGAUAUCCCGAAUACGGAAUAAGACAAAACACAAAGAGAAUGUGGAACAAUUCUCGACUUGAAGGCAACCACCAGGACCAAACACACUGAUUUCCCCUUGAUCCGACCGACCGGGCCGCAGAACGGGACGCCGCAACAACCAAAUAAGCCACCCAGGCCUCUGCUGGUUAUGAGCAGGGGGUUGGGAGGGAGGUGUGGGGAGUUAACAGACAUACCACCCACGGCUGUAUCGUAACCCUCUUUCCUUAUGCAUCUGUUUAAUUAACAUGGACCGUAACCACUAGCAAGUCCAUUUUCAUUCCCGAAAUAUCCCCAAAACUAGCCUACUGAAAAACAAAUGCAGAAUUUGACCACAUACUGCAUUAGCAUAACAUAGCAAAACAUUACUACUAGCAUAACAGUAUUAACAUAACUAGCAUAACAUUACUAACAUUUGUGUUCUGUUGACAACACUUACACGCUGCCACACUUUCUAAUGAUAUACCUUCAACCAUCUAGCAGCGAGUGAUAGUUGGAAACUCGGCUACCAUAGCUUUGCGUAGAUCAGUCAUUCAACCGUUUCCCACUUGUCAAGUGGUUUGAGGGCAGUAGUGAGGUACCUGUUGACACACACACACACACUGGAACCAUGCUGAGCAUCCUGGCUGCCGGCUCCAUCUUCUUCCCGGGCCUGUUCCUGCUGUCUAAGAGAGGCCUGAAACGGACUCCAGGCUUGGGCUUGAGCGAGGGAGACGCCACCAUCGUGUCUGCCAGGUUGGUGUCAUCCAUCCAAGCCAUCAUGGCUUCCUCAGCUGGAUACAUCAUCGCAUCCUCCUGUGAGGACAUCAUCGAGGAUCAACACUGGCUUACCAGUACCUACAUCCUGUUUGCGGUGCCCUACUUUGCGUACGACAUCUACGCCAUGUUCCUGUGCUACUGGCACAAGCUGCAGGUCAAAGGGCACGAGGAGGAGGGCGGCAGGCCUAAGCCAAUGGGCUCGGCAGUGGCCAGCUACCUGCGCAGAGAGUUCCUCAUGGUGCUGCACCACGUCGUCAUGGUGACCAUCUGCUUCCCCGUCUCCGUGUUCUGGAGGCAGGGAAAGGGCGAUUAUUUCCAGGGUGUCAUGUUCAUGGCUGAACUCAGCACUCCGUCCGUCUGCCUGGGGAAAAUCCUCAUCCAGUACAAGAAGCAGCACACUCUUCUUCAUAAAGUGAAUGGCGCUCUCAUGCUGGUCACUUUCUUCAUCUGUCGAGUUCUGCUCUUCCCCUACCUCUACUACGCCUACAGCAGGUAUGCCUCCAUCCCCCUCUACACAGUGCCCUUUGGGGCUCCCUGGCAGUACAACGUGGGGGCCUUCUGUCUCAUGGCCCCACAGGUCUACUGGUUCACCCUCAUCUGCAGGGGCGCCUUCCGCCUCUUCACCGGGGCCUCGCGCUCCCGGCCCCCGGCUGCACUCAACAAGCAAGAUGGGGGCUGCUACCCCGGCCAGGGAGCCCCUUUACCUCCCCCAGCCAACGGCUACAGUCCCGUCCCCCACCAGGCAGACAGAGAGACUGACACGCACUGAGAAAGGGAAAGAAAGAGGGAGGCAGAGAUGGAGAGGAAGAGAGAUCACUGUGGGGACGGGGCCAGCCAGACCAGGGCGGGGGAGGGAAGACCGAGGUCUGUCAAGGGAAUCUAUUGUACUGUAUUGCAAUGACACUGUAACCUAGGAGAGAGGGAGAGAGAGAUUGUUUCUCAUCCUCUACCACUCUCUCCCUCCCUCCAUUGUCCCUUUAGAGUUGCAUGGACCUCUGGAAGAAGAGACAGAAAGAAAGAAAGAAAUUAAUAAGGGAGAGAAAUGGAAGCAUAGACAGAAAGACUUAUGAAAGGGCAAGUAUAUUUCAAUAUUACGUGUCUGUACACACUGAUUUCAAACUGAAUGGGGGGGGGGGUGACUGGAUUGAAAAGCAAAAGGAUGAGAGAACACAUUGACGAGCAAUAGUGAUCGAGUGAUACAGAGAAGAAUACAGGCGGAUGAAGCAAGAGUGAUCAUCUUAUUUGAGUUAAAAGAAUAGAUUAAAAAAGUAUUCUUCUCUUGAAAGAGAUUCAACUGCUGUUCAAGAUUUAGGGAAGGAUACAAAAUGAAUAUUAAUGUAUAGAAAUGUGUAGUAAAUUAUUAUUUGGUGACCAGUUGAUUUUGGUGGCUGUAAAAAGGGGGACAAAGACAAUACCAGUAUUUCAACUUGUGAUCCCGGUCCUGUAUUAUUUGUCCACCAAGAUGAUCCACUCGGGAUCCAUUUGAGCGGGUCUUGUCUUGGGACAUGACAGAUGGACACGCAAACAGCGCCUCUGGUAUCGCUUCGUUCAGCCUUCUCUCCCCUCUGAAAUGGUCCUUCUCCCUUUUCUCCUGUUUAGACAACGAAUGUGGGAGGAGGGGAAUGGGGGUUUAUAACAGUUGGUGAGUAAAUGUCAUUUUAGGUUUUUAUAUUGCUCUCAUUCAAAGCAUUUGAUUUAUUUAUUAAUGUUGAUCGUUUUUAAAUUUUAAUUUAUGCGUUGUGAUUUUUCUCCUGUGCUCACUCCCCACUUCAAUCAAAAGAGGAGAGGGAGAGAGAGAUUGAAUGUUGGAGAGACUCAUAGAGGGGGAGAGAUGGGGGGAGUAGUAGACUCGACUGGGACAAUGAUGCAGCUACGCUGUCCCAGUCAGCCAUCCAAGUUGAUUAACGCUGGAAGGCAGUCCUCAAUACACGACUGGGUGGGCCUGUGCAGCUUAGCAGAUCUUUGCAAUGCCUGGAGAUGUGUUUUAAUGUCUCAGACCCCCCCCCCCCCAUGCUAAACAAGGUAACCACAUUUUAGAAUCUAGAUGCGUUCUACAGGCGUUCGUUCUCCAGGCUUUCUACAGUCUGCUGAUGUAAGGGAUUCCUAGAUGAUCUAAAGCAGUAUUAUGAAGGAUUUCGAGAAAGUAAGUUGGUGUAGUGUGUUCAACGGCAUGGGCGGAAUUUGAAGUAGAUUUCACUGGCAGCUGGUACUCUCUUUUAUGCAUUGAGGGAUUUGUGUGAUCGGACCGAAGAAGAAACACAUUGACAAUGCACUGAAAGAAGGGACUGAUAAGGUUGGAUUGGGAGGGGCAAACACAGGUUCCAAGUUCUCCUUUUUCGCCACUAUUUCAACCACUAUUUUGUUUUACUUGUGAUUUUAAUUCCGUUUUGGCGCCGUUUACUCAUGUUGACAGCGUGCAAUGGCACCGAUGUAGCUCAGGUUGGGUCAUGAACACCAUUUGGGACGAAGCCUAAGUCAAGAGGGUUGAAAUGUGGUCCUUGAAGCUCAAUCCCCAAGGUGAACAGACCUUGAACAUUUGACCACUGCCUUGGGUUGUGACUUGGAGUUGGUUGACAUUGGGACUCGACUAGCCUGGUCCCAGAUCUCUCUACCGGUACAUGGAAGAAAAGUGAACAGAUAGAGGGACUACUGUAUAAUACGCUGGACUAUACUUAAUGCAUCGUGGCUGUUUUCUGCUGCAUGAUAGGAAUGAGAGAAUGGCUUUUUUGACCAUUGGCCAAUAUUAACCUGGGAACACUGUAACUCUUAACUUAGUUACUAUUUACAAUGGUCAGUUAUGGUACUGUUUAAAAUGGCUUAUUGGAGGACUUAUUCAUCUCCGCACCCAGAACCAAAUCAGCUACUCGAUUUUAACAUUUUGAGAUUUUUUAUGAUAGAUUUUUUUUCAUGCUUUAUAACUGAUCUAAAGGUACAUUGGCAAAUUGUAUGAUCAACAUUCUUUUCCAUGCAAAAAAAAGUAGACCUAAGCCUCCGGCAAGGGAUAUAAACUGUGGAGUUGAUCAUACAAAUCAAAUAUCGUUCCUCAAAAAUGAAUUAUAUGUUCACAAAUGUCAGUUGUAACAAAGAUUAGGGUCGAAGUUCAGCUUGACAUCGUGAUUGAAAUGUAAAGGCAGUGUUCCUCAUCUGACUGAAAGAGGUCGCUGAAACUGCCACUAUAUAUCAUUUGCACACGAUGGCAAAGUUUAGUUCCGGAAGAUAUGCUUUGAGUGAGAGGCGUUGGAGUUAAAAGACAAUAUGGUGACGAUUUAAGCCAAAACGGUAUCUUCUUCUAAUGUCUACUGUUGCAACUGACCCCCUCUAGUCUAUUAUAAAUGAUGCCUUCAUGUUAAACCCUAUGAGCAAAAUAAUGUCUUUCCACCAAUUUUGCUCACUGGGAAGUGUUAACUCCCAAACGAAAACGUCAUUCAUUUUACCAGUUUACAUGUCCUCUGUCAUGUAAAGUAUUACAACAACAAAAAUCUUCCAUAUUGUUUGUUUAUUUUAUUAAUUUAUUUGAAUGUGUCUCUAUUUAUUGAAUGGGUUUGAAUGUACAUACGAAUACAUGUAUAAAUGAUAUAUAUCCUGUACGUAUGGGUUUGUUGACUGCUGCCUGACUAACUGUGGGCUCUACUGUGUAAACUCCUGUCUGUAUCUGAAAUGACAACCUGUUCCCUACAUCGUGCACUACUUUUGACCAGGGCCUUGUUAAAAGUAGUGCACUACAGUAUGUAGGGAACACCGUGGUGCUGUUUUGGACGCAGAACUGUUCUGUUGGCUGACAUAUACUCUGCUCUCCUCUUCUGCUCUGACUACCAAUAUGACAUCAGGAAUCUACCAUUCUAGCACCAAUGCACUGCUUUUGAAAAGAAGCACCAGUCUCAUCGUGGUGAAGAACUUUGAGCGAAGUUUUGCUUUACAUGCAACAGACUGACCAAUAAAAUCGUCCCCCAUUGUUUGUGCAUAAAGGAGA